Schistocerca piceifrons (Central American locust) is the source of this 3201-nucleotide messenger RNA. RefSeq names its product zinc finger protein ZFP2-like. The coding region runs from base 1332 to 2618 and encodes 428 amino acids. Gene Ontology annotation, molecular function: RNA polymerase II cis-regulatory region sequence-specific DNA binding; DNA-binding transcription factor activity, RNA polymerase II-specific. The transcript is spliced from 7 exons. Gene Ontology annotation, biological process: regulation of DNA-templated transcription. NCBI's taxonomy places the organism in Eukaryota, Metazoa, Arthropoda, Insecta, Orthoptera, Acrididae. The record is from RefSeq and is a predicted model, not a curated record.
CAUCUCGUGGUUUUGAAGAAAUUUGUGUGUUACAUCUUACAGAUUUGUAUAAGUGCAGCUAUGGACCAGAAGCCACCUGUUUGGAUGAAAAAAGAGGAAACAGAUGAAGUACCAGCUGAACCAGGCUCCAUGAGUAAACAAAGCGUUGGUUUCAAAUAUUUGAAUUGUGGCAUCCACAUUUUCUGGCUGCCUGGUCGUAAUUGAUGAAUAUGCAUGAUUUUGGCCUUGUCAGCUUCUACACGAGAUCUGUUUGAAGUUUCCUGAAGACCCAAUAAUAAUUGAAGAGCCUAGUGUUGGAGUAAAACAAGAUUCAGAAUUGAAACAUGUGGAUGGCUCUGAUUUUCAUGUGGCAACCUCAACAAAGUAUGCAUCAAAUAGUGAGAGGUGUGCAGCAAGCUGCCAGAUUUUCACCCCGACUACAAAAUCACCUGCUACACCACUGGAAGGCCAGAGAGGAGAAGAGGAAUACUCCUGCGAAGACAUUCUACAUUCCUCCAGCCAACACACAUCAGUCAUCGACUGCCAACAAGGCUCUAAGAAAUCAAAGAAAGGCAAAUUGUUCUGUCCUUCCCAGACUUAGAGAUCCUUUUCAACGGCCCACCGCAUGAUACCCUCAUACAGUUGGCCUCCCUUUGGGUGGUGCACACCACCCACAAUUUUUCUCCCUUGGAAUCGGCAGGCUGACCCACGGAGAAUGCUGAUGCUUCCAGCCUGUGCACAGUGUAGCAGUGUGUCUUUGAAGGCUGGCACUCGGCAGCCACGGAGGUGACUACCAUUCGUUUGUUGCCUCCUCCCCAAUCCCUGUUAUGACUCUUCCCCAAUGGAACAUAGCAAGCAUUAGAUCGAAUAAUGAGGAACGCAAAGUCCACUUCUUUUCUGCUUCCAAGAAACAAAAUUGUGUCCUGGCGGCCUCCCACAUUUCCUUUCAGUCCACUUUGAUAUUCCCCAUCUCAAGGACAGCAGUCAAUCUCAUGGCGGAGACGUACUGGUCUUGCAGGAUGAUGUUUGUAACCAAAGCAUCUCAUGGAACACCUAGCUGAAAGCUGUUGCAGUCUGCAUUUUCCUUCAUCGUUUCACAUUUCUCUUUUUAAUGUCUACUGCCCUCCAUCAUUCACUGUCACCAGGGGAGACUUAAUUCAGCACAUUGAUCAGCUGCUCCCUCACCCCAUUUUGCUGCUUAGUGACUGUAAUGCCUACUGUCACCCUUCAGGCCUUUUGAGAACGUCUCCAAGAGGUUCCCUCUUGGCAGACCUUCUCAGUUAAAAUGGAGCGCACACAUUUCAGACUGACUGCUACAACUGAUUAUAGACAUAGUUGGUAGCUUUCUAAGGAUGAGUGGAGGCAUUACCUCUUUCUGGCAACCUUCGACCAACAUUUCCCCAGCUGUGAUGAGCAGAUUGAUUCAAAUUACUGGUGGGAGCUGUGGCAUUUCGUUUGAAGAAACUGUUCACCAUGGACUGGUCAAGAAUGAACUGGAGAGAGACAGAGAGAAGUCAACACACGAGUGUGGUACUCAUACACAGGAAUUAACCAUGGAUGAGGAUUGCUCGCUUAGCACCAGAUUUGAAUGUAGUAUGAGGGAACAGGAAUUCAAUGUGUUUAUUUGUGAUGUCUGCCUACUGUGCUUUACUUCAAAAUAUAGACUCAGAAAGCAUGUAGUCAUGCACAUUGAUGGCAUGCAACCUCCUACGUAUGUUUGUAAAUCCUGUGGUGAGGUAUUUCACAGUAAUGUUAGCUUGAAAAAACAUUUGAGAAUGGGUGAGAAUUGUCGAGUCCUAACAGCUGGCAAUCAUGAGAAAUAUGGCUGUAGUGAAGAACACGAGAACAGUAGCCUCUCAGACAGUGAGCCAGUAGGUUCUCUCACAGAACACACUGAGCAAUCUUCAGAUAAGGAAUCUUCAAAAGCUUCAAAAAAGUCCUUUAAAGACACACGUAAACCACGUAGGACACAGAAGCUGAGUGGUCAUGGAACUUUAUCUACAGCUGGUGCCCAUGGUGUUAGACUUACCACAAAGAGACCCCACAAAUGUAAUAUUUGUGGCAAGUUGUUUGCUGUGCGAAGUAAUCUCAAGAGACACUCAUUAAUUCACACUGGACUGAAACCUUACAAUUGUGAUAUUUGUGGCAAAUCGUUUACUGAGUUGGGUACUCUCAAGAGACAUGAAUUAAUUCACACUGGACUGAAACCUUACAAAUGUGAUAUUUGUGGCAAAUCUUUUGCUAGAUCAUGUUCUCUUAAGCAACAUUCAUUCAAACACACUGGUGAUAGACCUCACGAAUGUGACAUUUGUGGCAAAUGUUUUGCGCUGACUGGUGAUCUCAAGAGACAUGCGUUCUUACACACUGGGCUGAGACCUCACGAAUGUGGUAUUUGUGGCAAAUCUUUUGCUAUGUCAUGUGACCUCAAGAAACACGCCUUCUUACACACUGGGGAGAGACCUUAUGAAUGUGAUGUUUGUGGCAAAGCAUUUGCUAGGUCAGUUGAUCUAAAAGCACAUUCAUUAUUACACACUGGAAAGAAAUCGCAUACAUGUGAUAUUUGUGGCAAAUCUUUUUCAAGGCCAGGUUAUCUCCAGAGACAUGUAUUAACUCACACUGGAAAGAAAUCUCAUGGGUGAGAUAUUUGAGGCAAAUCUUUUGCUGUGUUGUGUACUCUCUGGAGUCAUGCAUUACUUCGCAUCGGAAAGAAGUCACAAAAAGUGUUGCUUCAGGCUAAUAGGUUUCUCUUGUUGGUGCCCUUAAGUCUUAUAGAAUAAAGGAUAUGACAGACAUUAAUUAUGUAAUGCCUGUGAAAUAACAAAAUGUUCUAGGACUGUGAAAAAAUAUGCAAUAAUGUGUACUAUAGAGGGGUCACAGAUGGUGUGACAAUAUAAUUAUCCGUAACAUGAAAUGUCAUGAAUAGUACUAAACUGUACACUAAAGUGAAUCAAACGUGAUUUUGUCAUUUACGCUGCUAUUUUUCUAUUGGAUAAAUCUUUAAACUAUGUCAGUAAUUGUAAGUACCUCUAAGCAGGCAAGCCCCUGACCUCCAUGUUUUGUGAUGUUUUGAACCCCAGCAACUUUCUGCAGAUGUUCACAGUGGUAGCAUACAACCACCCAACCAGCUUCACUUUAGAGAUGCUGGUUCCCAGCUGUCAGACCAGAACAAUCUGUUCUUCCUCACAGUCACUUAUGUCAAUAAAUUUACAUGUUUGCAACUCA